AUGACCGUACAAAUUCUCCAAGGCCCCGGGAAGUGGUCCCUGCAAUCAUCUAGCAUUCGUGACCUGAUGUCGCCAGACGGACUUCCAAUUCACAUCCCUGAGAGAUAUCUCCCGGCGUCCGCCACCGCUGAUAGCUCGGACCUUCCCAGGCGCCAAGGAAAGCGCAGGCUACUCCUAGUUUACAUCCAUGGUUUCUUGGGGUCGGAGGACAGUUUUUAUCAGUUUCCGAGAAAAGUCCAUGACCAACUGACGGUCUCGCUGGCCGGGACCCAUGUUGUGUACACCAAAAUAUACCCGCGCUACAAGACCCGGAGACCUUUAUACGAGGCUCGAGAUGAUAUCAGCCAGUGGUUAUCUCCGCACGAGGCAUCGGACUUGGAUGUCAUACUCCUCGGCCACAGCCUAGGGGGUCUUAUCGCUGCAGAGGUUGCCCUCAUGACGUCUCACACUGCCUCUGGUCAGAGUGAAGGCAAACAGCUGAAACAUAACAUCGCUGGCCUGGUAGCCUUUGAUGCACCAUUCCUUGGACUUCAUCCACGCGUUGUUGGAACGGGAAUGGCCAGGUUAUUUCAUCGCAAAGCAGAUAGAAGCAGUGGAGGCGAAGGUCAGGAAAACGCCAUACGCGACAUAAUCGACAGCGAGGACGCAACAUUCAACCCGGCCUUGACCAACGACGUGAAUAAGCCUCGGUGGCAAGGUUGGGAAGGAGCGCGCCAUUUCUUUGACAAGAAUUCCCGCCAUUUAUCCCGCUCGGCUCUCCAGUACGUAUUCUCAUACUAUGACCAUGCCGGAUGCCUGAACGAUUACUUUGGUCUCGUAAGACGACACAAGAGACUGUGUCGCUUGGGCGAAUUUCCUGGUUCUAGUUCGAGCGGCGGGCGGCUCCGCUUCGUCAACUAUUACACGACUGCCUACCCUGUCAAGAACAAGUUGGACAGAGACAUGGACAGAGAAAAGAUACCCUGGUAUGAAAAACAGCUUAAGUGUCGCGAGUCUAUGGAACUACAUGAGGACCUCACAGAGCGUCGACAUUCUACAUCGGCGAUACCCGGUUGGCGAAAGACGGGAACUGACACCAACUCCUUUCACUCGGUGGGAAAUCAAAACACAGAUGAGCGUGGAAGCAGACGCCAUGAUUCAAGUUCUGGUUCCAGAUCAGGGGGCCGACACUUCUGUUUUGUUUCGGAUGAAGCCUGCAAAAAGCAGCUGUGGGUUCCGCUUUCCAUGGAAGGCAUGGAUGAAAUCACUGCCCAUCAGUCCAUGUUCCUUCCUCUUGGAAUAUACUACGAGCAGCUAGUUGCAGAUAUCGCGGCACGAAUCAAAGACUGGCUAGUAUGA
Molecule: messenger RNA, 1338 nt
Organism: Aspergillus calidoustus
Lineage: Eukaryota; Fungi; Ascomycota; Eurotiomycetes; Eurotiales; Aspergillaceae
Source: the annotation of a GenBank genome assembly